AUGUGGAAGUUACAAGAUUUCGAUCCCUUCGUCCAAAUACUAGAUUCACCUCAGCUCGGGAAUUCUCAGCACGAGGCCCAAGAAUUUUUCGCCGCACAAUCCAGCAAUAACUGCCACAUACACCGCCCAACCUCCAACUUGCGCAACAUUGACGAAACUGUCAGCUGUUACUACCAGAAUGCAGGUGGUCUAAGAUCUAAAAACCACCAACUUUCGACAAACUCAGUAGCUUCAAACUUGGAUAUAAUAGUCAUCACUGAAACCUGGCUAAACGAAGGCUUCUCAGAUGCAGAACUAUCCUCUUCUGAGUACAUGGUCUUUAGACUAUGCAACCUGCAAGAGGAGGAGCCGUACUCAUAG
Messenger RNA from Ceutorhynchus assimilis (cabbage seed weevil), 360 nucleotides. The record is from the annotation of a GenBank genome assembly. Lineage: Eukaryota; Metazoa; Arthropoda; Insecta; Coleoptera; Curculionidae.